CCUGUGCCCGUGCCCGUGCCCGCUGUGCCCGCGGCUGCACUGCCCGCCGGCCCCUCCUCGCCUCCCCCUGCUACCCAGAGGCUCGGCAGCCCCCGCCGGCGAUGUCUGGGGCGCGGGAGAAGAAGCGGGCCAAGAAGAUGAGGAACCAGCCGGCCAGCGUGACGCUUCCCGCGGAGCCGGGGCCCUUCGCCGGCGGCGGGAGCAGAGCCUGCCCUCCCCCAGGAGAUGUUUGUUCUGAGCAGCAGCAUCAGCAGCAGAAAUUCUCAAAUCAGUCAGAUGGGUCUUCUUACAGGAAAGACGAAUAUUUUUCAGAAGGGCAAAGUAGAGGAGAGAGAGCUAGAGGAAGAGGAGAAUGGCAAGGAGGAUGCCAGAGCGUUUCUGAGGAAAUGCCAAAAUACAUAACGGUGUCUACCUUUGCUCAAGCUCGUGCUGCUGAAAUCAGUGCCAUGUUGAAAGCAGUUUCGCAGAAGUCUUCAAACUCUCUGGUUUUCCAGACUCUACCCAGGCACAUGCGAAGGCGAGCAAUGAGUCACAACAUCAAACGCCUACCCCGGCGGCUCCAAGAGAUGGCCAGGAAAGAGGCAGAGAAAGCUGUGCAUCAGAAAAAAGAACAGUCAAAGACUAAAUGCCGCAAAGCCAGAAGGCGCCACAUAAAUUUGGUGGCAGAGUUUAAUCGUAGACAAAGAAAGAAUAUUUGGCUGGAAACACACGUUUGGCAUGCAAAGAGAUUUCACAUGGUAAAGAAAUGGGGAUACUGUUUAGGAAACAGCCCUACAGAGAAGAGCUACAGGGCUUGUUACCGAGCCAUGACAAAACAUUGCCUUCUUCAGGAUUUAUCGUAUUAUUGUUGCCUGGAGUUGACUGGUAAAGAGAAUGAACUUCUGAAGCAACUUGGUCGAAUGUGCAGCAUUGACACAGGAUUAACAUUUCAAGAAGCUAGUUGUCUGUCUGGAAGAUUUGAGGGUUCCCUGUAUCUCUACCGAGCAGAUCGCUAUCCUGAGGACAUGCUUGGUCCUGUUACAUUUUUUUGGAGACCCAGAGAUGGGUCUGAACACAGACAGUUGUGGAUAUGGGUGCAUCCAGCUCUAAAGCAGGACAUAUUGAGGGAGUUAAAAGCAAUUUUUCAGUGUUCAGAGCCUGAAGAAAUCUGUAUUACUGAGCCUGUUACAACAUCAGUUCAAGAGGAAAAACAAAUGGAGGUUGUUAUGUGCCCUGGCAAGAAAAGAAAGAAAGAGGAUAAAGAAGGAGAAAAAGUUGUGCCAGUGAAAAAAAUAAUUGGUGACGGCACUAGAGAUCCAUUCCAGUCCUACUCUUGGAUCUCACAGACUACUGGUAUUGCAAUCAGUGACAGAAGCAUGGAGAUUCUCAGAUACCGGCUGAUUGGCCCAUUAUCACACUCGGUCCUUACAGAGACCCUGAAAGCUGCUUCUGUCCAAACAGACAUGGCAGAUUCAGAGACAGAACGCAAUAACUGGUGGGUAGAAAACUGCAAGGACUCUGAAAAAGUAUCUCUUCAUCAAUGUCAAAGUGCUAUCUUUGAGCUUCUGGAAGGGAUAAGUUCACCAUCAGAAAUGCCACCAGGUACCAUACUUGGCCUAACUGUUGGAGAUCCUCGAAUCAAUUUGCCAAAGAAGAAGACAAAAGCCGUGCCUGACUUUGAAAAAUACCAAGAUAAUGAUAAAGUUAGGCAGCUGUACCUGGAGGGUGUACCCGUAGACUGUGCUCACAGCUUUAUCUGGGACCAGGACAUCUGUAAGAACGUCACUGAAAAUAAAAUCUCAGAGCAGGAUUUAAACCAUAUGAGAGCUCAGUUACUGGUACCUGGAUCACACCUUGAUUUGGGUCCUUGUGAAUCUAAGAUUCCCAUACUGUUGGUGCAGCAGCCAGGGAAAAUGGCUGGAGAAGAUCGACCAGGAUGGGGGAGUGGCUGGGAUAUCUAUCUCCCAAAGGGCUGGGGCAUGGCUUUCUGGAUUCCUUUUAUAUAUCAAGGUGUACGUGUCGGUGGCUUGCAAGAAGCAUUAAUGCAUUCCGAAUAUCAAAGAACACCUCACAUUCCCAAUGAUUUCCCAGACUGCCAGGCAGGAAGGCAGUUUGCCAAAGAACUGGAAACGAGUCUUCUUGAAAAAUUCAAACGACGUCCACCUGCAAAAAGGGCAAAUUAUGUCAAGCUGGGCACUCUGUCUCCUUUCAUCUGUCCUUGGGGGCAGCUGACAAAGAACUGGGAAGGAAGAAUGAAAGCUUCAGGAGGCUUUGUACGUCCUUCUUUGCCACAACCUGAGUGCUGCACAACUGAAGGGCAUAAUGAUUGUGACCCCAAAGCAGAACUGGUCAGAGAAACUUCCCCUGAGACUGGUGAGGUAGAGGAGACCAUGGAAAUAACAAGUUCUGAAGGUGCCCUAAAGACAGAGGAAGUUACAAGCACCCAAGACCUUGGUGAGAGAGAUGAAACUCAGACAAGUGACUUCAUUGUUCUCAGGAGCGAGAAACUACUAAUGCAGUUAUCAGCCUGGUGCUAUCCCACUGCUGGAAAAGAUCGGCGAAUCCGUCUUAUUUCUCGACUGGGACAGAAGGAAAUGACUGAAGACGUUUUUUUGCCAAUCCUGAUGAGCUAUCCAAGGGCUCUCGUCUGGGUCAACUUGUCACUCCUGAGAAAGGGGAACCCUGAAUUACACGCCAUGAUUUGCAUCCCAACAGAAGAUGACUUGCUGCAUCUAAGCAAGGACAAACUCUUCUGUGGUCCUCAAGAGCCAAAACAUCGUGACAUAUUUAAGGACAAGGUAAAGAGACAAAAAGAGGAAAAGAAGAAGAAAAAGGGCAUUCCAGAUCAAGACACAGCUGAAGACCAUAAAGACCUAGUUCUUGGUCUUUGGUCAGAUGCUCUCCCAGAUGUUACUUCGCACUGCUCCAGGACUGUCUUGGGAUAUGUCACUCGAGGGGAUUUUUCAUUGGCUGCAGGGUGUGGAGAAGCUCUGGGUUUUGUUAGCUUGACAGGGUUAAUUUAUAUGUUAUACAACCAGCCAGCAGAUAAAAAAGGUCUUGUUUUGCUAAGGACUCCAGCAUCUUUACAGUACAGAUUUGCAAGGCUUAAUAUUGAGGUUUAAGUAGAAUUGCAAUGCAAUAGAGUGCCAAAAAUACCAAAGAACGCCUGUUUUUUACUCUGUGACCUUUCUAAUUUGUCUCAAAUUUGAGGUUAUUCUGAGCCCCAACAUCUCUAAGAUUAUAAAAUAAUUAAAAGGCUUUUUAGCAUUAUUCAAGAAAAUAACUAAUGCAUAAACAGACCUAGUAUUACUUUUGAUGUCUGCAUUGUUAAGGAUUUCUAACAGGUCAUUAUCAUGAUCUUAUUUAUCUCUAAAAAAGCAUAUUCUUCAUUUUGCUCCUCAAAGCAUUGGAUGCUGUAACAAUAUACAGAAACCCAUCAUUUCCAUUUUAGAACCCUUUGGUCAGAUGGACUGUAACUUCACAGUGCACUUCCACAUGUAGCUGCAUGCAAUCUGAUCCAGUAUAUAUAGCAAGUGGCUUUCCUGAUUCCUCGUAUCUGAAUAUAUGUGGCUGCAGUGCAGAGGAGCCAAGUAGAGAAACUUAGAACAGGAAGUUGAAUGCUUAAAUGAAAUGCAAAUAAUAUGUAGCCCAGCUAUAUAAUUUUGAAUUAUAGCAACUGGAGCUUUUAAAAUCAAAAGCAUAUCAGUCUGUCUCUCCAGUCUGUAAGGUAAUAAGCUUUGCAGAUACAAAUUUCUGGUGGUGGGUCAGCAUACAUUUUCUGUUAAUAAUAGGGGAUAUUUUUCUUCUUUAUAACAUGAGAGUAUUUUUGUAUGGAAUGUGCUAGGAUUGAAAGUUUCUUGAUGUUACAGUACGGUUCAUGAAUUGUUGUUCAGUCAAAACUUGUAAAGUAUGCUGGAGGAUGAAAGGAGAAAGGUGUUUGAUUUGACUGGGACAGCGUGUGUAGGUUGUUGGGUUUUGGUGUUCUGUUGGGGAUUUUUUAAUGAUAGCCUUAAGCAUCUAGCCAUUCUUGAGUUAAGCAGCUUGAAAAGGAAUUUACAAUACCCUGAAGUUUAGUAGCAACAUGAUACAAAUAUAUGCCAGUUUGUAAAAUUACCCUGAAAUUAUCAUGUACAAAUAAAAAUGUAAUCUAUUUUU
Molecule: messenger RNA, 4134 nt
Organism: Myiozetetes cayanensis
Lineage: Eukaryota; Metazoa; Chordata; Aves; Passeriformes; Tyrannidae
Gene: POP1
Product: POP1 homolog, ribonuclease P/MRP subunit
Biological process (GO): tRNA 5'-leader removal
Cellular component (GO): ribonuclease MRP complex; nucleolar ribonuclease P complex
Source: RefSeq, a predicted model, not a curated record